This is a messenger RNA of Colletotrichum navitas, 1403 nucleotides long. RefSeq lists its product as uncharacterized. The record is from RefSeq and is a predicted model, not a curated record. Bases 452 to 988 code for a protein of 178 amino acids. The transcript has a single exon. Lineage: Eukaryota; Fungi; Ascomycota; Sordariomycetes; Glomerellales; Glomerellaceae.
CAACUCCCGACUCCAACCUCUCUUCCGCACUUCAUACAUUUGGGGAAAACACUUCGUAACAACCCCAGAUUCCAGCCGACGUCAACCCCUUUGGGUCGGAGGAGUAUCCAAUAUCAUGCACUGCAACCCAUCGCACCUGCUGCCGACGCGCAGCUGAUCAUGGUAGCCCGUGGUUAUCGCUCCCCGCAGGAAGAAAACCACGUCCAUCUCUUACCAGAUCGAGCAUCGCUGUGCCGUCACGGGCUGAAGAGUCGACGCAGCCAAGCCUUCCAUCUCGGAGAGAAAUCUUCGAGAGCCGAACUUUUCCCAUCCGGCAUACGAGAACCGACUUCAUGCUUCAGCCGGUCCCCACCUCCGGUCUGGUUCCUCUCCGUGCGCCCCGUCAGCGGGAGCCUGCAGUGCAGGACAGCUUCCGUUAUUGGCCUGACCCCAAGCCAACCCUGUCUAUAACAUGAGCCCGGAGGGUGUCUGCGCUGCUGCUGCUCUCAGGCCUGUCGGCAACGUCCUCCGCGACAGGACCGUCCUCCUGCAGGACGAGCUGAUUUUGGUCUCGGCCCUCACCACCACGGGACCUCUACCCAUUCCCAGAGCCAACAAAAGGCCCCAGACCGACCUGUUCAGUCGUGAUACUCCCUUGCUUACAUACCCCGCAUCAUAUAGCGCGAUGCUACGCAGACCCAGGGAGGCAUGGAGGCUGUACCCUCGAAGUUCGGCUCCACCUAUCACACCCGCCGUCUCUGCCGUCGGCCGUCUCCCUCCGGGUAAACACAUCGAGCCAAGCGUCACUCACCAACAACACUCGCCCGAUCCCACGGUGCGGAAACUAGUCGUCUUGGCCCAGCCUCCGUACGAGCUAACCCUCCCUAUCCGUCAUAACAAGGUCUGCGUUCCCGCCGUGGCAUCAUGCAUUUCUUUGCCGCCACCGUUCCUCUGUGGCACUUCGGUGAGCUUGUCCGCACACCCCCACCUCCCUCGAAGACGACUGUAACCAAGCUUUGCAGUCAUCUCACGUUGGGCUGGCUCGCUGGCCCGGUUUACCCUCGUGGAUGGCAGCCGGUCAACACGUCGCAGAUGAGAUAAUCCGGGAUCACAGUACAUGCCACCAUCUGCCCAUGCUUUCAUGCGUCACAAGGUUAUAUGAACGGUUCUCGGGGACUUUGGUGCUUAAGCUCGAUGCUACGCUCCCCAUGAUUGAGCCACCUCCCGGGGCUGAAGCCAAAGUCGGGACGGCGUCGUACCGCUCGCGACCACCGUGUAACCCUCGAUGCGGUCCCUUUACGCGGGAACGACCUCGAUAUACUGGUGCUUUCCCCGGCGUACUGAUCCAUGUGCGACGUUGGAUGGCUGGGAAGCCGGAACAGCAGACGCUGGCAAAGCUUCUUUGGUUUUUUUUUUUUUUUUUU